Verticillium alfalfae VaMs.102 is the source of this 1227-nucleotide messenger RNA. RefSeq lists its product with no specific name. Lineage: Eukaryota; Fungi; Ascomycota; Sordariomycetes; Glomerellales; Plectosphaerellaceae. The record is from RefSeq and is a predicted model, not a curated record. The coding region runs from base 1 to 1227 and encodes 408 amino acids. The transcript has 3 exons.
AUGGCCACGACAAACGGCGACAUCAUGCUAUCCCGAACUGAUGCCCUUCCCGAUAACCUGGAGCCGCAAAGUCGAGAUGACUGCUCCAGUGACAGCAAUUCAUCGAUAUGCAUACCCAGGUCGUCAAGCCCCCCUCGACCGGCUAGAGUCGGACUGCCGGAUCAUCUCAACCUCGACAACAAAGCAGCGCCGGCAGCCGAACCGCCGUUAGGCACUAUGACAAGCGGUCCGCUAGUGCGCAAAUUGAACUCUAAGGAACGGCGUAAGGAGCAACGGCGCAAGCAGCAGCGGAAGGAGGAGCGGCAGCAACGCCUUAAUCCCGCAAAUAUCGCUGCCGCCUUGGGCGACAGCUUCGAAAAGACAAUGCGUUGUGUGCCCAACGAGGGGCCUAAGCUACACCCUAUAGUGUUGAACUUCGCGGGCAUCAUGGCAAAGCUGUCGGGCGUGCCCCACUACCCCCCUCCAGCCGGCCCGUUCUAUACCGCUUCCGACCAGCUAGUGGGCGUUCUUCGGAAGCUCAUCCACACCUGGGACAUCGACUGCGCGCUAUGCAGGCUCCAUUACAAGGCCCCCGACACGACGACGCACCGAUUGGAGAACUGCGACUGUCUGGAUGAGUCUUCCGAUGCGCGGUGCUGGCUCACAAUGUUCAAGUCGUACCACGCAUCCUGCAACGGCAAAGGCUCUCGGUGCUCGGAGUGCCUCUUCCCAUCAACACUCUGCUUGCGUACGGUGUAUCGCGAAGAUAUGGACGAGGAGUACGGCCACGAAAAGGAGGCACGCGAAAACUGGGGCGUCAUCUACAUGGAGGCACAAUGUGACUGGGUCAAGGUCAUUCAAAGAAAGCAACUGUGCAAGAUGUGCGUGCGCGGUGUCGCGACGGGUCUAGUGCGCAAGGUCAGGGCGAUUCAGGCCGAGCUGGAAGCUGCUGUUGUGGAGAUUCCGCAACCUCUUCUCGCAUUCUUUCUGAUGGCAGAAACUUCGGCUCUUACGCCAGCAUCCAUCCUCUCCGUCGGUCGCAAUGUCGCUCUUCCUGCGCUGCCCUUGCCUGAGAUGUCCAGAGCGAACAUCCAGGCUACCUUAGCCCUCUUGGCGGAGAAGACCAAGUUUGUGAUGAUGAUCGUUUGGGCUCGGUCGUUGCACGGCGUGGAAAUGGCCCCGGUUCAAAUUUUGUGGGCGGCGAUGCUGUCGUCCGUAGACGCGUCAUGUUUCGCGGCGUGCUCUUGA